Molecule: messenger RNA, 2629 nt
Organism: Cucurbitaria berberidis CBS 394.84
Lineage: Eukaryota; Fungi; Ascomycota; Dothideomycetes; Pleosporales; Cucurbitariaceae
Product: glucosamine-fructose-6-phosphate aminotransferase
Exons: 4
Coding region: 143-2224 (693 amino acids)
Biological process (GO): UDP-N-acetylglucosamine metabolic process; fructose 6-phosphate metabolic process; protein N-linked glycosylation
Molecular function (GO): L-glutamine:D-fructose-6-phosphate transaminase (isomerizing) activity; carbohydrate derivative binding
Source: RefSeq, a predicted model, not a curated record
ACACCAUCCACCGCUUUUUGCUCUUCUCCCACCAUCUGUCCUCUUCUCCCACCCCUACCCUUCUCUACUACCCCUAAUUGAAGCCGACAACCUUAUCCCUCGCUUUUAUUUACAUCCAACCCAGUUCUCUCGUUGCCUCGCCAUGUGCGGUAUCUUUGGCUACAUCAACUACCUGGUGGAGAAGGACAGGAAGUACAUUCUCAACACACUCAUCAAUGGCCUCCAACGCCUAGAGUACCGCGGCUACGACUCAGCCGGUCUUGCCAUCGACGGCGACAAGAAGAAUGAGGUCUACGCAGUCAAGGAGGUCGGCAAGGUCGCCUCGCUGAAGAAGCUCGUCGAUGAGCAAAACUUCGACUUGAACAAGGUCUUCGACUCGCAUGCCGGUAUUGCUCACACACGAUGGGCCACCCAUGGUCCUCCUUCGCGCGUCAACUGCCAUCCCCACAGGUCCGACCCCGACUGGGAAUUCGCUGUCGUCCACAAUGGCAUCAUCACAAACUACAAGGAGUUGAAGACGCUGCUCGAGAGCAAGGGCUUCAAGUUCGAGACUGAGACCGACACCGAGGCUAUCGCAAAGCUCACAAAGUACAUCUACUCUGAGCACCCUGACCUGAGCUUCCCCGCUCUCGUCAAGGCCGUAAUCAAGGAGCUUCAGGGAGCAUUCGGUCUUCUCCUAAAGUCUGUGCACUUCCCUCACGAGGUGGUCGCUGCCCGCAAGGGUUCUCCCCUUGUUAUCGGUGUGCGGACACAGAGGAAGAUGAAGGUCGACUUUGUCGAUGUUGAGUACAACGACGAGGGUGCUGCCCUCCCCGCCGAGAGCGCGUCCCACAACGCUGCGCUCAAGAAGACGAACAACUUGCUCGCACCGCCUGACAAGUCGCUCCUUCACCGAUCGCAAUCCCGCGCUUUCCUCUCUGACGACGGCGUCCCGAUGCCCACCGAGUUCUUCCUCUCCUCCGACCCAGCCUCCAUUGUCGAGCACACCAAAAAGGUUCUGUACCUUGAGGACGACGAUAUCGCACACAUUCACGAGGGUUCGCUGAACAUCCACCGCCUCCACAGGGACGAUGGUUCCUCCAACGUCCGUACCAUCCAGACUCUUGAGAUCCAGCUUCAGGAGAUCAUGAAGGGCCGCUUCGACCACUUCAUGCAGAAGGAGAUUUUCGAGCAGCCCGAGUCCGUCGUCAACGCUAUGCGUGGUCGUCUCGACGCUGUCAACAAGACCGUCACUCUUGGUGGCCUUCGCCAAUACCUCGCAACCAUCAGGCGAUGCCGAAGGAUUAUUUUCAUUGCUUGCGGUACCUCUUACCACUCUUGCAUGGCUGUCCGCGGUAUUUUCGAGGAGCUGACAGAGAUCCCCAUUGCCGUUGAGCUGGCCUCCGAUUUCUUGGAUCGUAAAGCACCAGUUUUCCGCGACGACACUUGUGUUUUCGUCUCACAGUCCGGUGAGACCGCAGAUUCGCUCAUGGCCCUCCGCUACUGCUUGGAGCGUGGUGCUCUUACUGUUGGUAUUGUCAACAAUGUCGGUUCCUCCAUCUCCCUCCUCACCCACUGCGGUGUCCACAUCAACGCUGGUCCCGAGAUCGGUGUUGCCUCCACCAAGGCGUACACAUCCCAGUUCGUCUGCAUGGUCAUGUUUGCGCUGUCUCUCAGUGAGGAUCGUGCGUCCAAGCAAAAGAGGCGCGGCGAGAUUAUGGAAGGUCUUACCAAGGUCUCAGAGCAGUUCAAGGAGGUGCUCAAGCUCGACCAGCCCAUCAAGAAGCUUUGCGAGAGGUUCAAGGACCAAAAGUCCUUGUUGCUCCUUGGUCGUGGCUCUCAGCAUGCCACUGCCCUCGAGGGUGCCCUCAAGAUCAAGGAAAUCUCCUACCUCCAUUGCGAGGCUGUCAUGUCUGGUGAGCUCAAGCACGGUGUGCUCGCCCUGGUUGACGAGAACCUCCCGAUUGUCAUGAUCCUUACCCGCGACGAAAUCUUCGCAAAGUCGCUCAACGCCUACCAACAGGUCAUUGCUCGUUCUGGACGGCCCAUCAUCAUCUGCAACGAGAACGACCCCGAGUUCCCCACGGACAAGACGGACAAGAUUGAGGUGCCUAGCAACGUUGACUGCUUGCAGGGCUUGAUCAACGUCAUUCCUCUGCAGCUUAUGGCUUACUGGAUGGCCGUUGCUGAGGGCCUCAAUGUCGAUAUGCCCCGCAACCUUGCUAAGUCGGUCACUGUCGAGUAGAAUGUAUGUAGGAUCUGGAAUUGGCGUCACAGGAGUGAACAUACUCUGGGUUUGAUUGUUAUUUUUGAAAGCUCCCGGAAGAAGCUCACGCGACAUGUAGAAGAUGAAACUAUGUACUGGCCUUGGAAGCAGGGUUGCUCGGGCUCCGAUAUCACGUUGGAAUGAAAAUCUCUGUUUUCUAAACGCUUGUACCUCGUAUGCUAAUACAACCAAAAUGGUGAUGGAACGUUAGUGUUUGUUUCAUGUGCCAGAGAUGACGCUAUGCGGGACCCCUGUCGUCUGUUGCGGGGCAGCUUACUGGAGCAUUGAGGAUACGGUUCCUGCAUUCUUCGGCCCACCCAAGCAAACCAUACCCCACGUCUGAGACACACUCACCACCUAUAUACGUACGUUUUGAUAUACCCA